Messenger RNA from Cyclospora cayetanensis, 2250 nucleotides. RefSeq names its product ribosomal RNA processing protein 1 homolog. Bases 1 to 2250 code for a protein of 749 amino acids. Gene Ontology annotation, cellular component: preribosome, small subunit precursor; preribosome, large subunit precursor; nucleus. Gene Ontology annotation, biological process: rRNA processing. The transcript has 9 exons. The record is from RefSeq and is a predicted model, not a curated record. Lineage: Eukaryota; Apicomplexa; Conoidasida; Eucoccidiorida; Eimeriidae.
AUGGCAGGGUCUUUGGACGCGGCUAUUCGCGGCGUUCUUUUGCAGUAUGGACGGGCAAAGGAGAUUGAAAAGCAGGAAGUUACAACGGACGCUCCUGAUGGCUGCGGUGAUCUGGAGGAAGGGGUGGAAGGGAUGAGCGCUGCGAAGGAAUCAGAAGAGGCAGUAGUAGCCGCUACACAAAAGGGGAAAAUGCUCAAAGUAGCCCGCAUGCUGGUGGAUUCAAAUCCCCGCAUCCGCAACAAAGGGAUGGCCAGUGUGGGAAGUUUUCUGGAAAGUUUCCAAGAACUCAAGGAAGACGAAAUACUCCGUGUUUGGAGUACCCUGUACUACGCCGCUUGGUUGAGCGACAAGCCUCUCGUGCAGCGCGACUUCUUCGUUCGCGCCUCCUUGUUGCACCGUCGCCUGCGUUGCGCCAAAGCGAAGACUCUUUUCUUCUGCAGCUUUUUUAGAGUCCUUGUAUCGGAGUGGGGAAAUAUCGACAAGCACCGGACCAACAAGUUUCUUUUGUUUUGUCGCAUCUUUUUGGCAGAGUGGAUGCAUGUCAUGCAUUUAAUGAACUGGGAAGAAUCAUUUACAAAAAUGGCUGUAGAGUUCUUGAGCGACGAGAUUCUUUUGCAAAGCAAUGCGCGGGGGGUGGCCCUUCAUCUGGUUGACGUGAUCAUGGACGAAUUUCGCGUGUUGCUGGAUCCCGAGACGCAUCCUGCAGGGGUGGAUGGUGGGAACAGUGGAGCAGCUGCUGGAGAGAAACAGCAGGAGGAACGACUCCGUGCGUUUGCCUGGAUUUUCGUGCCGUUUCUCCGCUGCUGCUGUUUCUCUCGAGAUGGGCCCUUGGUCGCCCGCAUUCAUGAACGCACCUUGCGAAAGUUGGAGGCGCAGGACGUGGAUCUGCAGUUCGUUUCUGCAGCGCUAUUCUCUUUGGCGAGCGACAAACGGCUUCGUAGUGAGAGCAGGAGGCAACUUUUUGCGUCAUAUGAAAAAAUCAAGGAUAGUGCGUCUUUGGCUGGCCUCGCAUCACGAAGUUCGUGCGAUCGCAGGAUUGGCAGCUUUUCGUCUUCGAGCUUUUCGUCUCUGUUGCUGCAACGCGUCUUUGCCAAUUUGGGCAAUGAGCCGCAGCAGGAGCCGUGCGAAGGUUCAAAGGACCUCCCAGAUACCAGGAAGAGGCUUUUUCUCGCAGGUGAAAGUGGAGAUAGCGAUGUGUUCGCAGUGGCUCAGUCAGAACCAGAGGUCUCGUCCGGUGUCUCGACAGCCGACAUGGACGGAAAGCGGCCUGCAGUAUCGCGAAAAGAGGAGAAACGGCCAAAGAAACGACGACGCCUGCAACAUCAACAGCACGGGCAAGCGACCCAGAUGACAUCUCCGGAGACUCAGGCCCCCGAAGGGGACGCUCCGGCGCGAAAGGCUAAAAAAUCGCGGCAGAAGAAGGGGAAACAGCCGAACAGCACAGAGGAGGGGCAGGGGCAGACUCUUACAGACGGGCAGGCGGCACAGGGUGGCUUGCGGCUCCCUAUCAGGAGCAGCGGAGCUUCUAAUAGCAGCAAUGGUUUACCUGUGGCGCUGGAAGGGAGCGACAGGGCUUCUGUUACUGUGAGGCCUUCGCUUGUGCCUCCUGUGCACAUGCACUCUGAAGAACAGACGACAACGUCGGGUAGUGACACUUCAGGGGAGCGCAGUGGGGACGUGGCUGUAUCAGCGCAGGGCUCUUCCUCUGCUUGUGGCGAGCAGGCCGCUGAGGCUGGCAGUUGCAAGGCAGAGCAAGGCGGCCAAAAUCUUUUGCGAAGAAGCCUCCGUAUUUCGGAGGCUACUCCCGGCAGCAAGCGGGUCUUGUUCAAUCUCAAGAGAAACAAGGUAGUAGCUUUUUCGCGUCACGCUCCGUCUUUAGCGGUUGGCCCUGCCGUGUCUCCUUCGGUGAAGAGCGCGGUGAAAAGCCGUCAGUCGGAGCAGUCAGGAACGCAGCCGGCUGCAGGGGUGCAGGCUGUUGGGGGAAUACCGCCUCCCCGGGGUAUCCUGCGAGCUGCAAAGGAACUGGGCCCCCCCACGGGGGAAGAAGUGGCUCCCAUGCCCCCGAUUCAAAAGAGCCAGAGGGCCCCCUGGUGGGGUGGGACAACAGCGGAGCUCAUGGCUAUCCUCAGGCGAGCCCUUGCACAGCGUCUAGGAACACGUACCGACACCAUGGGUCUUAAAUCUAAAAAGAAAAAGAUAAAGAAGGGGGCUAAGCGAACAGCGAAGCACAAGGAGACCACAGGGGAGUAG